AUAUUUGUUUAUUUUUAUAUCAUUCCUCGUUGGGAUGGUGGUAUUUCAAUUUAACAUUUGUUCCUUUUCGCUAAAAGUUUCGCUGCUUCAUAUUCUAGUAUUCUUACUGCUGUUCUGCUAGUUUACUUGUCAAAACAAUAUAUUUGUGUUCGUUUUUUCAACUAAAACAGCUAAAAUGUUAAAUAUUUGACUGUAAAACAAUUUUAUUGGUUAAAAAAAUAUAUUCAAGCGAUUGGAUUUGCUUGGCGUUCACGCCUAUAGAACAAAAAAGAAUUGUCACGCAUAUAGAGAUUGUUAAAAUUCAAAAACAUGUUACUACACAAGAUACUAUUCUGUGACUCUGUAUGUUUGAGAUCUACCAGUAAUUAGAGCGGGUUACAUUUCUUCAAUGAUGCAGUUCUAUUUUUUUGUGUGCGAUAACUUAGCAUUAUUUUUUUUUUCUUGUUUUGGUUAAUAAGAAAAUAACAAUUCUAUUCAGAUGACACGGAUAGUAUCUCUAUACUCUCAAUGUGAAUAAAAAAGAAUAGGGUUAAAUAGAAUCUUCACAGUAUUUCAUUUGGUGAUUCAAUCCAAGACAUUGUAUUUCGUGGGAUAGCGAACAUGAUCAUCUUUUGGUGUCACGUGGUUUUUAAUAAGUCACUGUCUUUGAUUCCAAAUAUAAAAGAUUGCUGUAUUUAACAUGACCAUGCAGACCCGCCUCCGACCCUCAUAUUUUGCUAUAAACUAUGCAGACAAAGCCGUCGACUUAUAGUUGAUAAUAAUAACUUCGUAAUUGAAUCAAUGCUGGUUGUUGGUAAAUGUUGAUUACCAUCUUUCAUUUCUUGGUCUCUUUUUCUUGCUCGUUAAAAAAAAAAAUCAUAUUGAAUGACCUUGACUUCUUAGAACUCUAAAGGUCACGAUGACUCGCCUGUUAUUCAUUAGAAAAAAACUAAAGCUGUUUCUAGUGUGUGGAGUCUUAGCCUUGGUUUAUAUUUCGAUCAGUUUUAGAAUUUUGACAUUUCUAAAGUCGGAAAGUCUGUUGGUUAAGUUUGAGAGAAACAAAAUGGAACAUGUUCUGUGGACAGCACAACAUAAGGACAUUCAUCUUCCACAGACAUUUCAGACGGGUCUUAAUGAUAUAAAGGGGAACAAAUCAAAAUAUUCAUCAAAUUCAUCCUAUACUAAGAACGUGACAAAUCUACUGCACAUUUUACCUGCAGAUAACGACAUUCUUAACCAUGAUACCACCACACAAUUCCCGAGAUCAGUUGUCAAGACAGCACGACCUCAGAACGAGGCUAAUAACACAGACGUCAACGUAGCUAGAGGUUCGUCAAGAGUUGACGCCCCUGAGCAAGUACACCACAACGACUCGACACCAAGGGCGGCACCUAACGAAACACUUUUCUUAACCGGCACGUAUUUCGGGAGACUGGGCAACAAUAUGUUUAUCUACGCCGCUGUUGUGGGCCUAGCCAGAGCACUCAAGAGAGUUCCUAUUUUCAAAGAUGGCUAUUUGAUGAGCAAUAUACUUCAGAUCUCGCACGUGAAUCGAAAUAUUGACACUUCAAAGUGGUUAGUGGAAAAGCAAAUCAAGUAUGCUACGUUUGAACAAAAUUUAACGACCCUCCCCAAAACCAACGUGUCAAUCUAUGGAGCUCUUCAGAGCUGGAAGUAUUUUGAAAACGUUCAAGAUGAGAUUAGGCGGGAAUUCACGUUGAACUUGACCUUGCAGAAAGAGAGGGAUGCCGUGCUGGCAGCUUACAGGAGCAGACUGCAGAAUCACGUCCUCGUCGGAGUCCACGUCAGGCGCGGUGACUUGCUUGAAGAGGUGUACGUGAGGUGGGGCUACGGAGUAGCCAAUAAGUCGUUCUUUGCGAACGCGUUCCAUAAAAUGAGGUCACUUCUGCCGGGACAGAAUAUCACCUUCCUGGUGUCCAGUGACGACAUGCCGUGGUGUAAAAACAAUCUGGAUGACCCAAGCGUACAGUUGUUAUCAAACGGAAGCACUGAAUAUCACUUCGCCAUUUUGUCCGGCUGUGAUCACGUGAUAUUAACCGGCGGCACUUUUGGCUGGUGGAUCGCGUGGCUAGUUAACGGAAUCACUAUUUAUUAUGAAGACUUCGUACGGAAGGGCUCGAAUUUAUACAAAGGGUUCAGUGAGGAAGAUUACUACCCAUCAGGCUGGAUAGGGUUAAAAAACUGAUUACUUAUUUGUGAACUUGACUUUUGAAAGAUAUUGUUUUUGGAAACCUAGAGACAUGAAGCGUUAAAAGACUAUAUGAUAAGAAGUAUAUGGGUUAAUGUAUGCUUCACAUCAUUAGUGGAAUCUACAAGUUCACGAAUCAAAGAAACUUGAAUUCAUUUGGAAUUGAAACCAAAUUUGUAGUGUAAAUACUAGUACUUAAUUACUUCGACCUGGCAUGACUUUACCUGUACUUCUCUCUCUCGCUCUCAUUCUUUAUCUAGGCGGAUAAUGCCCUAAUUUUCUUAAAGAGUUUAUUUAUGCUGGUGCUUUGUGUCUCGAUCUCUCUCUCUCUCUCUCUCUCUCUUUCUUACUCUCUCCCUGUUUCUUUCUUUCUCUAGCUCCUAACAUUCUUUUCUGUUCAGUGUUUAGGAAACUAUGCCAUUAAAGCAAAACCAAAAAAAAAUAUAUUUAAGGGAACCUGCUUGCAUCGAUUCGAUCGUCAUUUUGUAUUCCAUGGAAGAAUCUCAUUCUAGCGUAACUGUAUUUGAUAAAACAAUAUUCUGUAAAAAAAAAAAAUUACCCGAGUUUGUGUUGAACAAAGAAAAAGUUUUGUUGUUAGUUGCAGUAGUUCAAGUUAACAAUUGUUUUAUAUAUUUUCCAUUUUGAGAAACAUUCUAUUUACAAGCUAAAAGUUAAUGUUAAAGUUUCUCUUCAGCCUCUUACACGUUAGAGACGCAGAUUACAAGAUUGUGUUGUCUUACAUAAAUACAACGUGAUUAUAUUGUUAUAAAUGAAGUCAAAAUGUUUGAUUGUAAAAUGGUUUACAUGUUUCGGAUUUUCAUUCAGAAGAUAAUCUACAUCCUAGUCUAAUAUUAACAAUGAAAUAACCCGGGCACGUUGCCCUGCCUCAUCGUGGCGCCCGCGUGGAAACGGCCAUUAGAGGAAGUGGCUAGGCUAAAUGGGUAGCAACACAAGACUCCCGUGGGAAUGCCCACGGGUAGACGAGAGUCCACCCAUUGUACGGGCGGGGUUGUAAAAAAGUCCCCACGAACACGUCCCACAUCCAUGCGCUGUUCCUCAAAGGGACCGUUACAUCAAUGGCGGUUCCCGCACAGCUAGCUUGGUACAACGAAGGAAAAUGGCGGAGGCUCCCGGUGCCCUCGGCCUUCGGCCAUGUGCAGCCAAGCAUGCGUCUGGGCCAAAGGCAUUGGAAACAGCAAUGUUUUACAUAG
Biomphalaria glabrata is the source of this 3399-nucleotide messenger RNA. Its product is annotated as galactoside alpha-(1,2)-fucosyltransferase 2-like. Gene Ontology annotation, cellular component: membrane. Gene Ontology annotation, biological process: carbohydrate metabolic process. The transcript has 4 exons. The coding region runs from base 899 to 2185 and encodes 428 amino acids. Lineage: Eukaryota; Metazoa; Mollusca; Gastropoda; Planorbidae. The record is from RefSeq and is a predicted model, not a curated record. Gene Ontology annotation, molecular function: galactoside 2-alpha-L-fucosyltransferase activity.